AUGGCAGUCAUUCGAUUCUUUGUCAUGGGAUUUGCAUCCCACCAAACGUGGGCUUCUGGCUAUCAGCGAGCCUCCACCAAACAUGAUGUUCGAAUCGAAGUUAUUUCAGGAGAACGAUGGAAAUAUCGAAUGAUGGCGGCGUGUGCCGAGUGGGAAGAGAAAAUUUCUCCUGAAGACGAUAUACUUGUGGUGGAUGGAAUGUUUGAUGUGACAGUUCUAAUGGCAAUAUUGCGGAGUCGAGGUACAAACGACCCAAACGCUAGAAUGCGGAUUCCCAAAGUCUACGUCUACUUUCAUGAGAAUCAAUUUACUACUCCAUUCACAAGCCAAGACCGAGAUAAGAAGAACAAUACUCACUGGCACUAUGGUAUGGCCCACUGGCGAUCAUUACUUGUCGCGGAUGGUUUCAUCUUUAACAGUCAGACACACUUCGACGCCUUUGCAGCUGCCUUGCCCAAAAUGAUCAACGAACAGUGUCCACGGGAUGCUGUGCAAUGGCAACUUCAACGAGCUGACUCGUUGCUGAAAACACGAUGCACAAUCCUACCUUAUGGACUCGAACUAGACGAACUGGUACAAUUCCAAAGUAAGAAGCGGUCGAGACCUACUCCUUCCUCCGAGCUGCCGCCUGUGGGCGAAGUAGCAGAAUUAUUGCCAGCUUUGGAAAGCGUCAAGAUUCUGUGGAACGCAAGGUUAGAAGAGGACAAGAAUCCCGCUGCCUUUCUGGAUCUGAUUCAUCAAAUUCGUAGACAAGUCAGGGAGGGGAAGGGCACCAACAAGACUGAUUCACAGUUACUCCCAAACUCCAACUGUCCGCCGAUACAGUUGAUUAUCUUGGGCACAGAUCCUUCCAAGGAUCGCAAAUGGGAGAAUCGAAUACGAAAAGAAUUCCCUCCCGAAAUGAUACUGUAUUUAGGAUGGUGCCAAGAUCGCAAAGAAUAUGCCAAGUGGUUGCAAAAGGCCCACAUUGUGGUCUCAACGGCCAAGCACGAAACCUUUGGAAUUUCCAUUGUGGAAAGCGUCUUUUCGGGAGCUCUUCCCUUGCUGCCAAACCGAUUAUCAUAUCCAGAAAUCUUUCCACCAGAAACCUUUGAACAAGAUCAUUUGUAUUCCAACACUCGUAAGGACGGUGUGGAGAAAUUGCUCCAUUUGAUGGAUAUCAUUCAAAAUGAUACUGCUGCCUUUGAUGUUGCAAAGGCUCGUGCCAAGACAGCUGUAUCAACCUUUCGUUGGGCCAUCAUGUCUUGCAUUUACGAUGAAUUCUUUGCGAGUCUAGCUGAAGGGGAUUCCAUUACGGAAGCAGGCAGUGCCGCAGCGUCGACAAUCAAAAAGAAGCAACAAUGUUUUCGCCCCGUUGCGGACGCCGAAACCACUACUACGACUGCCAGUAGUCAAGACUGUCAGGCAGAAACUUUGACUACCGCAGAGCCAAUCGUAAUAUCCAAUGCGGACGAUGAUAAAGUGGCGCUCUUUCGACCAAAGAGUCUACGAAACUACAACGAAUACAAUAGACAAGUCAAAGAGCUCCAAAAACAAGGAAUAGAGGCGGCUCUGCAUGGAGGACGUCGAACUACCGUACGAAUGUUAGAAGCCAUUUCAUUGGGUGCCAAAAUCAACCCCAUUUCAUUCUUGACCACACAAGAACUCGCCGACAAUCUGUUCAUGGAUGAUUCGUCCAAGAAGCAGCAGGUUCCGAUUCCAAAGGAGAUCCCACUCUAUGUCACCAAAGAAAAGAAGCUGCUGGACGAGAUACGAGGUCAAAAGUUGAAUACAGGCGACGCAGUCUUGUGUAUGAUCCAAUUCCCCAUUGCUUCUGAACUGCAAGAACUGAUUCAAAAUCCUCCCAUUCUCCUCUUUGACAAUGUUCGGAAUGCCGAGAAUUUGGGGAGCAUUUUACGGACUGCCUUUUGUCUCGGCAUCAAGUCCAUUGUCGCCUCAAGUACUGCUUGGGCGGCAUUGAAAGAUAGUCGGGCGGCAAGGUGUAGUAUGGGUACCAUGUAUUAUCACCGAUUCUAUCAAAGCCACAAUCUACAGGAGACCAUUGGCGAAAUUCAAAAACAGAAAAUUGCCGUGUAUGGGGUGGAAAUUGGUGACAAUGCAGUUCCAGUAGCACCGCAUGGUCCGAGCAAUAAUUGGGCAGCCGUCAUGGGCAAUGAAGAUGCCGGCUUGAACCCUGAUAUUGCCAAGAUAUGUGACAAGAUUGUAUUUGUCCCCCAAGCACACGGUGAUUCCUUGAAUGUGGGGCAUGCGGCUGCCAUUACCUUGUUUGAACUGGGCCGUGAAGGUCCAAAGAUGGAACAUGAUGGUAAAGCGGCAUGUACCUGA
Molecule: messenger RNA, 2325 nt
Organism: Cylindrotheca closterium
Lineage: Eukaryota; Bacillariophyta; Bacillariophyceae; Bacillariales; Bacillariaceae
Source: the annotation of a GenBank genome assembly